AUGGCGGUUUGUUCGUCGCCUGCGUCCUCCGUCUUCUUCUUCUUACCCAGCACUUCUCGUCCCUCAUACUGUCCUAAACUCAAACAUCCACGACCCAAGAUCUCUCCCUUUAGUUGGGCUAUCUUGAGGAAAGAUAGUUCGUCUCCGGCACUUGCCCACCCGGAAGGACCGAGGGGAAGCGAUGUCGCUGAGCCACUUGCAUCUGACUCGUUUUGCUCCAGCAUAUCUUGCUCCUGCACAAGAAGGCGAUUCAUUCAAGCAGCUGCAGCAACGGCUUUAUUCCCACUAUGCCCCUCCAACGCCUCCAAUUCAGAGUCUGAUUAUAUGGGUGUGUUGAACAAGGUUCACCCUCCGAGACCGGAUUGGUACGAGGAGUUCUAUGCAUCAGUUAUGGAGACAAGCAUGAAAUCCUAUGAAGCCGAGGUUACAAGUCGCAGUUGUUUAGUAAUUUGAAGGGGAAGGCCCAGAAAGUAUUGG
Messenger RNA from Juglans regia (Persian walnut), 477 nucleotides. RefSeq lists its product as uncharacterized. Lineage: Eukaryota; Viridiplantae; Streptophyta; Magnoliopsida; Fagales; Juglandaceae. Bases 1 to 453 code for a protein of 150 amino acids. The record is from RefSeq and is a predicted model, not a curated record. The transcript has 3 exons.